AUGCAGCUCGUGGCACAGUUACAAGAAGUCUUGGCCAAGACUGUCGAUGCGUUCGAUAACUUCUGCUCUACGUAUUCCAUCAUUUUCGAACACCUCCCUUCUGAAUACCAAGUUUUUGGGAGAAGAGUGAAUGAGUUUAGGACUUUGAAGACGAAACUCGACUAUCUAAGAUAUCGCUGCGCCGAACAUGCCCGCAUACUUGAACUUCAGCUGAACCAUGAGGCACUCAUUUUAAGUAGAGGCCAGAGCCAGCUAGCGAAGGACAACAAGCGGUUCUCCUUGGUUAUGCUGCUUUACAUCUCUCCGGUUGCAUUGACUGCAAGCGUUUUCUCGAUGGACAAACCCAUCCUUCCACUAGUGCGCCCAACAUUCGCGUGGUUCGCUGCGUUGAUUUUGCUGUUCAGCCUCGGCGGACUCGUUGUUCACGGCGCAUUGUUUUGGUGGCAGUGGAGAGAGGUCAUGGAUUUGUGCCGCAGAUUUCCAACUGACCUGAUCGUGCUGCUACGGUUCACUAGACGAGGGAGAAAGCCUCCUCAAGAUAUUGAGCGUGCCGCCGGCAUGACCCCUGGAUUGGCAAUCGGUGAUGCUCCGAGAGUCGGCUCAUCAGAUACCGGAAAUGCCUCACAUGUAUGA
Messenger RNA from Exophiala xenobiotica, 633 nucleotides. RefSeq lists its product as uncharacterized. Bases 1 to 633 code for a protein of 210 amino acids. Lineage: Eukaryota; Fungi; Ascomycota; Eurotiomycetes; Chaetothyriales; Herpotrichiellaceae. The transcript is spliced from 3 exons. The record is from RefSeq and is a predicted model, not a curated record.